This is a messenger RNA of Manduca sexta (tobacco hornworm), 973 nucleotides long. Its product is annotated as calphotin. The record is from RefSeq and is a predicted model, not a curated record. The transcript is spliced from 2 exons. NCBI's taxonomy places the organism in Eukaryota, Metazoa, Arthropoda, Insecta, Lepidoptera, Sphingidae. Bases 37 to 921 code for a protein of 294 amino acids.
ACUGUUAUACGUGGAUUUGGUAUAAAUAGAACAUUUAUGUCGGGCAAUGUGUUAGAGAUUAAAAUGGCCGACAGAAUAUUAUUUUUCUUCCUCGCAACGUUAGUUUUUGAGACUAACGCCCAAAUAUGCGGAUGUGGAGGUCCAGGACCGUUGUGCCCAGGACCCAUAGUACCUCAACUAGCUCCAGCCAUGCCGUGCAUGGGCCCAAUGGUGGGUCCCCAACCAAUCAUCACUGAGCCUUACUUUCCCGGUCCACCCAUAAUUCCACAACAAGUUAUUGCAACCCCGCAACCAUUAUGUGCAACCCCGCAACCAUUAUGUGCAGCACCGCCACCAUUAUGUGCAGGACCGCAACCAUACAUUGCAGCACCACAACCAAUAAUUGCAGCUCCGCCUUGUAUAGUACAACCUUACCCGAACGUGGUUGCCGCAACUGUAGUCGACAACACGCUGUCGAAUUCCUUAGCGAAUGCUAUACAGCUACUUAUAGUCAGCAACCUAAUUGAAAACACGCUUAAUUCUGGACUAUACCCGGGCGGUAUUGUAAACUUGUGUGACUCAGUUAUAAAUCCCGGACCGUGUGUUGAUUUCACAGAAAUAAUACCAGUCGCCCAAAGCAUUGUACCAACAUGUGUGUGUGAAUCUCCAAUAUUGGAAACCGUUGGGCCAAUAUAUGGUUGUGAUAUGCCAGUAUAUGCAAAUUAUGCUAUACCAGAACCUAUCCAGCCAAUUUAUAACCCAGUUGUGCCCACGAUGGCUCCGGUUGCUGCAGAGGUAUUGUUUCCUUCGGCAAUACCCGCACAGCUAACUUGUAAUUUUGGCUACAUGAACACUAAUGUACCGUGUGUGAGUGUUAAUGUGGAACCAUUACCAAGUUUCGAUAGUUGUAAUCCCUACUUUAAUAAUGGGUACUUUUAUUAAGUGAUAUAUUGUAAGGUUUUUUACUUCUGAAAUAAAUACUCUUAAAAUUUUG